AUGGGAGUAGCAUAUGUGAUCGCUGGUCGUAAAAUUGCAUCUCAAUAUGUAGUUGUAUUGGUUGCUUUUCUAACAAUCAGAAGAUCUAAGGCAAAAAGACCUGAUCUGUUUACUUCCAGUCCACCAAUCAAUGUGUCUUCAGUUGAAGAGGAAUUGUUCAUUAAAGAAUUUAUGAAAAGUGAAGAAGCCGAAGAAAAUAAAAAGGCUCAUAAUAAACGUAAAAAAUACUAUGGGUUACCAGAAUUAGGAUUUGUUAGAUCAAAUAUUUUAUUUCUAUUUAGUUCUCAACUGGUAAGCACAGCUCCGGACAAAGCACAUGAACUUCCUGACAAGCUUGACAAUGAAGUUUCUCAAAACCCCCUCAACCAAGAAACUAACAAUGGGAUGUAUUUGGUACAUGAAAGUGUUAAUGUUGACAAAAAUCAUUUUGGUAUUGUUGGAGUGCAUGAAAUGCAUCUGAAUGUUCUUGUCAGAGAUAAGGUUAAG
This is a messenger RNA of Entrophospora sp. SA101, 486 nucleotides long. The record is from the annotation of a GenBank genome assembly. Lineage: Eukaryota; Fungi; Glomeromycota; Glomeromycetes; Entrophosporales; Entrophosporaceae.